Messenger RNA from Portunus trituberculatus (swimming crab), 1067 nucleotides. RefSeq lists its product as uncharacterized. The record is from RefSeq and is a predicted model, not a curated record. The transcript has 6 exons. The coding region runs from base 119 to 1042 and encodes 307 amino acids. NCBI's taxonomy places the organism in Eukaryota, Metazoa, Arthropoda, Malacostraca, Decapoda, Portunidae.
CACCAGUGAAGCAGGAUAGCCGCCGCGCUCUCCACUCCCACACUUACAAACACGAAGACACACACACACAGCCACUCCAUCGUGUCUUCGUGUUACCCACAUCACACCCACGUUAAAAAUGCAUCACCCACGUGUGCUAAUUUUACUGGGAGUCGUGUCCUUCUCCCAGGGUAUAGAAUUGAUUGAAAACAUUUACAAGGGAGAAAAAUACGAGGACACGGAACUUAGCCGCAUGCCUUAUUCCUCGUCACUUAUCGCCUCCGCCUCUGCGUCUCCCAGCGGCCCCUUCCUCAUGCCGCAAGCCAGGAAGGUAGAGGAGUCCCAGGGGCGUGAGUUCACCUUCUCCGGCCUAAUGGAGCAGCUCGGGCUCGCCUUUCAGGAGGAGCUAAACAAAGAUGAUCCAGCCUCCGGGCGGUCACGCAAGCUUGUUCAGGAGGAAGGCAAGAAGAUCAGCGGAGGCUUCCAACACUACCACUUCUACCAGAACCAGAACGCCUUCAGCCUGCCGGAGUGUGCCACGCAGCAGGUGUGCAAUGCAGUAUACAGACGUCUCAACUUCACGCAACCCUUAUGUCAGUGCCCCAAAGACACUGACCCCUGCAGCGUCUCCACUCUCUCUAAUGACCAGCGAUCUAUUGAGCUGUCCAUGGGCGGCCCGCAUACUAAGGCGACGACGGUGAUCAAGACGUGCGAGCCUGUAUGGAGCGUGAGGGACUGCCGGGAGCCGCGAGACUGGUCCAUCCUUGCCCUUCAGAACACUCGCACUGGCAAGGCACACUAUCUUGUCAUCUGCAAAUGUCCUCUGUCAUCUAAGCUCGAGGGGCCCCUGAACCACGAGCAGCCAAGUUACGCACAGGUUCCCAGCAUUCGUGUGUACGGUAUGAUGUGUAUUGGCAGGAACUACAGGCGUGUGUCUCGGCAGGUGUCCCCAGUUCCUGCAGAGUUCCCGUGGAGUCAGCUGAAGGAGGCGCUGGAGGAGGGAACCUUAAUGGAGGACCUUGACAGAAACAGCCUCCCUCCUUCUCUCUAUCCUCACUACUGAAGAGACUACAGGGCAACCAACCACU